Messenger RNA from Scutellospora calospora, 418 nucleotides. NCBI's taxonomy places the organism in Eukaryota, Fungi, Glomeromycota, Glomeromycetes, Diversisporales, Gigasporaceae. The record is from the annotation of a GenBank genome assembly.
AUGAAAGUAAAAGUACUUAGUCGUAAUGCCUCAGAUUACGUUCGUGAAACUCCUCAAGACAUUCAUAAAAUAAAAAGAAAUUUAGACCCUAGUUUGCAUCCUUUUGAAAAAGCUCGUGAAUACACUAGAGCUCUUAAUGCUGUCAAAUUGGAACGCUUGUUUGCUAAACCUUUUGUUAGUGCUUUGAGCGGUCAUGUGGACGGUGUCUAUUGUAUGGCUAAACAUCCUCUAAAAUUAACCACGAUCAUAACCGGCAGUGGUGACGGAGAUUUAAGAAUUUGGGACUUAACCGAAAAAACAACUACUUGGAAAGUAGCCGGACACAAAAGCAUGGUUAAAGGUGUUUGUUGUAAUCCAACAAAGAGCAAUUUUUAUCAACGUGGCCCACUUCGUCAACAAUCAUUUCAUUUAACUAUUA